This is a messenger RNA of Acaromyces ingoldii, 1407 nucleotides long. Its product is annotated as histidinol-phosphate aminotransferase. Bases 46 to 1338 code for a protein of 430 amino acids. The transcript has 2 exons. Gene Ontology annotation, molecular function: pyridoxal phosphate binding; L-histidinol-phosphate:2-oxoglutarate transaminase activity. NCBI's taxonomy places the organism in Eukaryota, Fungi, Basidiomycota, Exobasidiomycetes, Exobasidiales, Cryptobasidiaceae. Gene Ontology annotation, biological process: L-histidine biosynthetic process. The record is from RefSeq and is a predicted model, not a curated record.
CCCCCCUCUUUCCCUUUCUUUCUAUCUUUUGGUACCAGCGCAGACAUGACCACAGUCAACGGCGUGAGCGCGUCUGAUGCCGCGACAGUCGCCUCGCUCAAGCCCGCCCACUUUCACCUCGAACAAGUGAUCCGGCCAAACAUCCUCUCGCUGAAGCCAUACCGGUGCGCGCGCGAUGACUACCAGGAGGGCAUCCUCCUCGAUGCAAACGAGAACAGCCUCGGUCACUCGGUCCCGACUGGCUCAGCAGCGGCGGCCGCGUCUCACGGCGAUGCUUCGGAGCUGCUCGACCACGCAUUGCCGCUGCACAGAUACCCGGACCCAUCGCUGUACGGCAUCAAGCCGACGCUGGCCAAGCUGCGGGGCCUGCCCUCGGAGUCCCACGUCUUUCUCGGCGUCGGGUCCGACGAGGUCCUCGACCUGAUCCAACGUGUGUCGUGCAGGCCGCAGAAGGACAAGAUCCUCAUCUGCCCUCCCACGUACGGCAUGUAUGGCGUCUGCGCGGCCGUCAAUGACCUCGAGGUGGUGGAGGUGCCGUUGAAGACCGAGGGGGGCGCAUUCAGCCUCGAUGUCGAAAAGGUACUCGCCACGCUGGCCGCAGACCCAAGCAUCAAGCUCGUCUUUCUGUGCUCUCCAGGCAAUCCGACGGGCACGCUGCUGGACUUGGGCGAUAUGGAGCGGAUCCUCAACUUUGAGCAGUGGCACGGCCUCGUCGUCGUCGACGAGGCCUACAUCGAUUUUGCCGAGGAAGAGAUUCGCAUGGGCAAGCGGACGCAGGCCGUCUCGGCCGUGGAGUUGACAAAGUCGUACAAGAACGUCGUCGUAACGCAGACGCUGAGCAAGGCCUAUGGCCUCGCAGCGAUCCGGUUGGGCAUCGCCUAUGCACAGCCGGCCCUCGUCCAGAUCCUCAACAACACAAAGGCGCCCUACAACAUUGGCGUACCCACCGCCCACCUGGCGUCGCUCGCCCUGACGGCCGAGGGCCUGUCGAAGAUGCGCGAGAAUGUGCGGACGCUGAUCUCGCACCGCGCCUGGCUCGUCGCUGCGCUCAACGACUUGCGGGAAAAGGAGGGCAUCCGGGCCGUGGGGCCCAUCUUGGGCGCCAACGAGGCCAAUUUUGUCCUCGUCCAGCUCCUCGACGACGCCGGCAGGCCGAGCGGGCCGCUGUCGGGGACCGUGUACAAGCGCAUGGCCGAGGAGCGACAGGUGGUGGUGAGGAACCGGUCAAAGGACCUGGGCUGCGACGGCUGCCUGCGCAUCACCGUCGGCACAGAGGAGGAGAAUCUGCGGGUGAUUGAGCUCAUGCGGCAGCUGCUCAGCGAUGGAAAGUGGUCCUAGUGUGGUGUCAUUAUCAUCAUCAUGAUUAGAUUAGAGAGUAUCAAUGUACACGCAUAGAGAGAGCUAAGU